AUGAUCAAGAGGUUUGUUGACUCGAGACAGUUUCGGCGGUUGCAAUAUAUCAAGCAGCUUGGGGCAACAGACUAUGCCGGUUGGCCGCAAACCUCAUACAGUAGAUUCGAUCAUUCGUUAGGUGUUUCUCGUCUUGCACGAAAAAUGGCUUCGCACCUGAAGAGAACACAACCUGAAUUAUCCAUAACGGACCGCGAUGUUAAUUGUGUGGAAAUCGCUGGACUUUGCCAUGACCUCGGUCAUGGGCCUUGGAGCCACCUCUGGGAUGGUCUGUUUAUGCCAUCUGUUUUGAAAGGCAGCAGAUGGAGCCAUGAGGAAGGCUCCGAAAUGAUGUUCGAUGCCAUCAUUGAAGAGGAACGCAUUCCUUUGCCCAAGGAGGAUCAGCAAUUUAUCAAGGCCUUGAUUUCAGGCGAUCCUUCGAGAACUCCUCGUGAGAAAGGAUUUUUCUUCGACAUUGUUGCGAAUAGGAGAAACGGGUUUGAUGUCGAUAAAUAUGAUUAUAUUCGCCGAGAUAACCAUUUGAUAGGCUCGCAUACUACAUCGCUUUCAUUAUUAAGCCUCAUUGAAUCCUCCCGAGUUAUCGAUAGCCAGAUAUGCUACAACGCCGAUAUAGCAAGUUAUAUUUAUAAUCUCGCAAUAUCCCGUUUUAGAUUGCACAAGGAAGUGUACAAUAAUGUGAUAUCCAAGGCCGUUAACUACAUGAUUAUCGAUGGUCUUUCAAAAGCAGAUCGUGUAAUGAAUAUAGCUCAGCGGGUUUUCAACGCCGAGGAAUAUCUGACUCUUACAGACGAUAUUAUGCCUCAGAUUGAAGCUACUACGGAUCCGCGGCUGAGCGAAUCUCGCGCUAUUCUCCGGCGCAUUCAUGAUAAGAACCAGCAUUACGAAUGCAUAUUAAAUGAGGUUGUCGAUUUGGGGCAAUGGAAGAUUUUUGCGAAAUAUGUUACAGGACAACGCAUACUGGAAGCUUCUCGUAGACUGGCUCCUGCCGAUUCCAGGGAACUUGAGUUCCUUAAAGGAAGUGAUGUUAUUGUCGAUUUCUCUCUGGUGCACCACGGAAUGAAAGAAGACAAUCCAAUGAAGUUUGUGGCCUUUUACUCUGCCGAGAAUAACAACGUCUGGUUGAAGUUGGAUCAAACACAUUACUCUUCUUCCCCGCUACCCUCGAAUUUUGCCGAAGUACUGCUGAGUGUCUAUUCGAAGAGCCGUGCAGCAUCAAAGCUACUAGAGGCCGGUUGCCAUGAUGUCCUGCAGAAUAUCGAGGCCAAUAUUGCUACAGCCAACGUGUAG
Molecule: messenger RNA, 1287 nt
Organism: Psilocybe cubensis
Lineage: Eukaryota; Fungi; Basidiomycota; Agaricomycetes; Agaricales; Agrocybaceae
Exons: 10
Coding region: 1-1287 (428 amino acids)
Biological process (GO): dGTP catabolic process
Cellular component (GO): nucleus
Molecular function (GO): dGTPase activity
Source: RefSeq, a predicted model, not a curated record